This is a messenger RNA of Cylindrotheca closterium, 1245 nucleotides long. NCBI's taxonomy places the organism in Eukaryota, Bacillariophyta, Bacillariophyceae, Bacillariales, Bacillariaceae. The record is from the annotation of a GenBank genome assembly.
AUGAUGAUAUCACUAGUAUUAGUUCCAACUUUGGUGUCCUCAUUUUCAACCACAGGAGCCCUGCUGAAUCAUUAUCAUCAUCCCACCAUCAUCUACAGGGAUCAUAAUAAUGACAUCCCAGACAACUCUCACUUAUCGACAAACAGGCAACACAAUACCCGUCUGAACAAUGAAAAACCAGAAUGGCUAGCAGAUGCCAUGGGAGGUAGCGAUGAUAGUCGUGAUGCCGGCGAUGCUCCCUCAAUAGAAAUACCCAAACUGACAAAUGGCUUGUCUGGAUUUUGUUUGGAUCCGGCACUGGGGUUUGUUGCCAUUUUGUCGUGCCCUGAGAUUUCCAAAUUUGUCGCAGUUACCGUCGUCCCCAACACGCUUGGUACGAAACAAGUUGUGGAGGAUGACAUCAUGAAAAUGCCCAGUCGAUUAACCUCACCACGGGCCUUGACAUUGGUGCAGUUGGCAGGAGGAAUGGAUUUGGGAACACCCAUUUUGCCACCCGAUGCUCUAUGGCAAAUAAUCGUCAGAGAAGGGAUCGAUGCAGAAGAUGAUGACGAGGAUGACGAUAUAGGCGAUGACAAUGCACCACCACCCUUGGUUACCUUGCUUGGAAUUGACGUCGUGCCCAAUGAAGAUUACGAUUCCGAACAAAGCGACAAGUCUGCCUCGCUGCUGUUGCCAACCAAAGCUACAGGGUGGGAUGAAAGUUGGAUGCAGGAUGAUGAUAGAAAGGAGAAAAUUCUACAACAAUCGGUUCAAGUUCUGGGUGCAGUCAAGGGGUUACCUGGAUUGCAAGCUGUCACCUUGGAACAGGUUUCUGAUGCCAUGAUAUACUGUUCCAACGAAGAGGGGGCAUUGGACCGACAAGGCUUUUCUCAUUUAUUGGAUUACAUGCGACGUGUAGUUGGAGUUUCCUCGUCCGCCGCCACGGAUGGUAUGAAUAGUAGUUGGAAAACCGACAGCAAGGUCAAGUUUGUCUUGAAUGUCAACUUGGUCCAACAAGACUCCAUCAAGACGAUAUCUGUCACUACACUGGAUGCCUUCUCAGCAAUUGGUCUAUCCAUGCGACACAAGAUUCAAUUGCAAGUGGCACCUGAAUGUUUCGAGGAAGAUUCCAAUAGUAUUUUGCAAAUAUUUCCCGCCUUUCGAUCCGUCCAAGAACUCUGGGAGGAUGCCAAAAUCAUGGAUGGAUUCAUUCCUAGCAUGUUUGAGCAAGCAAAGAAGCAGCAACCGCCAUCCCAAAUGGGGUAA